UAGUUAUUAGAACUAGCUCAGCUCGCUCCCUUCUCGACACUGAAUGAAACAAUGACGGAUAGAAGAGGUUCCAAUACAAAGAUAUCCCUUCUCCUAUCUAUCAGUUUACUUCUAUUGAUUGGAUCCCAACAUGUAGCAAGUAAUGAUACUUUAGGCACAUUCAAUCUUACUUGUGGCUUGGAUAGUGACACAUGUGAACGGCAAAUCUAUUUUGAAUAUAAUGGCACAAUCUGUAUUCAACCUUGCCUUUCUUGCAAAUUUGACAUAAAUAACUGUAGUGAUAGUAACUGCUGCAAUAGAGUUAGAGUUGGAUUAUGCAAUUUUCAGUCAAGUUGUGGUAAUGACGAGAGUAUGGAAAGAUGUGAAAAAACUUUGACUAUUACUGAAAGAACAAAUGAUCCAAAUAUGUUUGAUAUAGUCAUUGUUGAUGGAACCAAUACUUACCAUACAAAUGCUAGCUUUGCUGAUAAUGUUAUUACAAGUAAUAAUACAGUGGAUUGCCCUGAUCCAGUAAUAAGUAGUAGUUCAAUUAUAACACAACCAACGAUGAUUAUAAGUUCAAGUGCUAUCACUGAACCAGCCACCACUUCUGAUGGAGCAACUAGUACAUCAUCAGUCACUUCAUCAACCCCUUCUCCUUCUCCUACUCAGUCAUCUACUAUCCCAACUGCUGCUUACAUUGCAAUUGGAGGAUUAGCUGUAUUUGCUGUCCUUUGUAUAGCUAUUUUUGUCUUCAUUGCUAUUGUAUGCUUUCUUAAGCAAAGAAAGAAACGACGUAAUUCUUAUGAAAUGCGAAACAGAGCCACUAGUCAUACAUAUGUUACAUCUCAGCCAUAUAGAAUUAGCACUAAGCAGCAAUCUUCAACUAACUUUGAUGUUCCUUCUACUCAAUCAAGAGAAGAUAUGGAGUUUCGUUCUCGGAGUUUCUCACCUGCGGUAGCUGUUUUUGAUGAGCCUGGGCCUUUUAGGGAACAUCUCGCAAGUGACGUGACCUCCAACCGACCGGCUUUACCACCCGACCCUCUCUCGCUAAACUAUAAUCGCUGGUUGUCAGUAUUUUCAUCUGUCAUUGUAAAGAAAGAGAAUCUAGCAAUGAGUGUUGACGCAAUAGGAGAAGGAGCAUUUGGUAAAGUGUAUAAAGGAGAAAUGAAAAUGAAAGACCCGAAUGGAGCUAGUGUUAAUAAAGAUGUUGCUGUUAAAACACUCAAAGCCAAUCCCACUACUGAACAGAUUGAGGAGUUUAUAUCUGAAUCAGCUGUAAUGCUGGACUUUGAUCAUCCUAAUGUACUCAAACUAUUGGGAGUGUGUUUUGAUACUGAGGAUCAACUACCUGUCAUUGUGUUACCUUUCAUGGCUAAUGGCGACCUCAAAUCAUUCCUUAGGAAAAACAGGAAGCAACCAAACGUUAAAUACAAUGAUUUUCCACCAGACUUAAAUCAUGUGAAGCUCUUAUAUAUGUGUCUGGACGUUGCAAAAGGAAUGGAAUAUCUGGCAAGAAAGAAAUUUGUUCAUCGAGACUUAGCAGCAAGGAACUGCAUUGUUGAUCAUGGCCUAUCAGUCUACGUGGCUGAUUUUGGUCUUUCUCGAGACGUGUACAGCAGAGACUACUACAGGAUGGGGGUAAAAGCUGCCAAACUUCCAAUAAAAUGGAUGUCACCCGAAAGCUUAAACGACGGAUUAUAUGGAGAGAAAUCUGAUGUGUGGUCUUUUGGUGUUACCUGUUGGGAGAUAUUCAGUUUAGGUCGUAGUCCUUAUCCAGCUAUCGACAAUGCUGAAGUACUGGAUCACAUUGAAUCUGGAGCUAGGCUUAAGAAACCAGCACUCUGUGAAAAACCAAUGUAUGAAGUGAUGCUGUCAUGUUGGACAUUAGAGCCUGAAGACAGAGCCACAUUCAGUGAGCUAGUGGGUUCCAUAUGCACACUGAUACGAGAGUCCAGCGUUCAAUCGGACGAGCCCUCAAACGAGUACUUCACUCUAGAAGAAACCCUUGACGAAGUCAUCGCUAAAAGAAAAGAACUAACGUCUGCUGCUAGUAAAGACAUAGAAGAGAAUGGAAAGGUUCCACUUGCAGAAGGUCUGGGCAAUGAUCCUAUAGCUGAGCCUUAUUCUGUACCAGUCAGUACGAAUCAUUUUGAUCCAGAUCCAAUGGAAGGGACAGAGGAAGGAGCUAUACUUCCUUAUGCUCAGUUUUUAGAAACAGGGACUGCCCAAGGGACUACAGAUUUAUAUGAAGAAAUAGGAUCAGUAAAACCGUACACAUUGCCAAAUGAGACUAGUACCAAUAAUUAAGAAAUAAAAUAAAUGCAUAUUUAAUAAGUGGAAUUGUGUGUUGUGUUUAUGUUUGGUGUGUACUUUUAAUGAUCUGCUUUUGAUAGUUUUAA
Messenger RNA from Amphimedon queenslandica, 2381 nucleotides. Its product is annotated as hepatocyte growth factor receptor-like. Gene Ontology annotation, biological process: phagocytosis; cell surface receptor protein tyrosine kinase signaling pathway; multicellular organism development. Gene Ontology annotation, molecular function: transmembrane receptor protein tyrosine kinase activity; ATP binding. The record is from RefSeq and is a predicted model, not a curated record. Gene Ontology annotation, cellular component: plasma membrane; signaling receptor complex. The coding region runs from base 52 to 2289 and encodes 745 amino acids. Lineage: Eukaryota; Metazoa; Porifera; Demospongiae; Haplosclerida; Niphatidae. The transcript is spliced from 14 exons.